Agrilus planipennis (emerald ash borer) is the source of this 3983-nucleotide messenger RNA. RefSeq lists its product as uncharacterized. The transcript is spliced from 3 exons. Gene Ontology annotation, cellular component: membrane. Gene Ontology annotation, biological process: potassium ion transmembrane transport; stabilization of membrane potential. NCBI's taxonomy places the organism in Eukaryota, Metazoa, Arthropoda, Insecta, Coleoptera, Buprestidae. Gene Ontology annotation, molecular function: potassium ion leak channel activity. The record is from RefSeq and is a predicted model, not a curated record. The coding region runs from base 895 to 3300 and encodes 801 amino acids.
AGGAUAUAGGGUACCUUUCAUCCAGAAAAAAAAUAGUGUUCCCAAGGAAUAGAAGAAUUAAUUUUAUGUGGUCAAUUUCACUCCUUAAAUGCCCUAUCGAUCUUCAUGAAAUUUUGUACACACAUCGUCAGGGGUACGGAAAAAUUAAACAAAUUAUUUGAUUAGCUGGGUAACUUUAAAGAAUGUUAGCAGUUUACCUGAUAACAAUUUUAAGAAAAAGUGACUCAUUUAAAAUCCUUUAGCAACAUAUUUAUUACAUGUUGUAAAGCAAAUUCGAGGAAACAAAAUAGCAUCAAUUUUGCAAGAACACCUAUUCUACCAAAAUAAAAACAACAAUAUUCUUGGUAAGUCAUUGAUUUACAGAUGAAUCUUUUGCCAAAUGUGCGAGAUAUCUAGCGAAAGACGUCGUUAGCAUGAAAACAAAAAUAUCAGAGAAUCGCUUUCAAAAAUAUAACGUGUCUUUAACUGACGAUCUCAACGGUGCUAUGUGCCAAAAUUCAAGGAAAAAUAAAACUGCGAAACUGUUUAAAUUACGACAUUACAUUUUUCCCUUCAGACUAUACUGCAGCAUAUAUUUGAAUACUCACGACCGAUUAUACACGACAUUACAACAAAUUAAUGAAAUGACGAUUCAUUUACGAUUUUAAAUGCACCAAAAAGUGAUAGCAGGCCUCUUCAAAAUUAAAGGGUACAAUCCCUAUAAAACUCUUCCUACUAAGAAACAGAAAUUUUUAUUAAGAGCCGAAAAGAGAGGAGGGAAGUGAAUGUGUUAAAAAUGUAUUUAUUUAUGUCACGAUUUGUCUAAAUUUAGCUCGUUUGGCAACACUGGAAGUGGCACAUGUUACAGGCCGAAUAUUGAGCUCUUGUAUCUAAAUAUAAACCAGUACCAAAACGAUGGAAUCGUCGCAAGCACCAUCCGAAGGUGUCGAGGACGAAUCCUCGAAACAUGAUCCUGAAAUGGCGCGAUUCGAAUCGAUGAUAACGAGCGAACAAGUGCUUAGUGCCACGGCAAACCGCAGACGAAGGAACUUGUCCAAAAGGAUGGCAAACAGAGCGAGAGAACGGACACCUUGCCGUGAUGUUAUGGAUAAGUCCACCACGGACGACGACGCCGACGCCGACGCCGAACCUACGUCCCGACGACCGAAAACACCCGAGCGCAAGCGACGCAAACUCAAAAAACCUGCAGCCCCGGAGACCAAAGCAAAAACCAGCGACGGAGAACAAAAUCAGGACACCGAAAUCGCCAUGGCAAACGACAAGGACAAACCUCCACAAACACAAUCUCAGCUAUCCCCAAAGUUUUUGCGAGCCCGAAAGGUCUUUGAUAGUACCAAUUCCAGAGAACAAACCCCUGAACCUUCAACAAAACUAGACAACAGCACACCACCGGCGCCAAACAAUUUUCUCUCACCAAACCACGAUGGGCAUAACGAGAAGAGAAUCGGCGAGAUUAAUCGACGAAAUACACUUAUUGGAGCGACUCAAAACGAAAUAAUGUCCCUUGUUGAAAAAGCAAAAAGGAGCUUAAUACCCAGCAAAAACAAAGACAGAUUUCGGAAACCAGAUAAAGAGAAAAUGAAAAGAAGCAAAUCUGCUCCUAAAACACUAGAAGCAUUACAAUACUGUCCUUAUCCGCCUUCAGAAGAAGAUUUAGUAGAAAGGCUCAGAAAAGCACAGUUGGUUAUGGAUGAUCCCCGUCCUUCACUGUCUCGAAAACCUUCCAGCAAAGAUAAGUCACGUACCAAACCCUCUGAAGAAGAUAAAACGCCAAAAAGUACCCCACUUUCGAAAAUACCUUUGAGGAGACCGGUUUCCAAGCAACAAUGUGACCAAUUACAAAAAAAGAAAUCUCCAAAGAUAAUUUCAACGAAAGUGAUUGAGGUUCUCGAUCCUAAAACGUCGAGGGUCGUAGCAAAGUUUUCUAAAGGUCCCCCACUACCUCCCUUCGAACUCUUGAAAUUAUUUAGUGUUUUACGGACCUUUACCGUCCGAGAACUUUUCACGGAAUACAGGAAAUUCAAACGAGACAGAAUUGACGAAUACCAAAAGAUACGAAACCUCCGUAAACGCUGUCUCUGCAAUUUGUUGUUGAUUAUGAUUUUAUGCGGGCUCGGUGGAAUAUGUUUUCGAUUUAUCGAAGGGUCAUUUGAAAAUUUCUACAAAUGCGGCGUUAAAAGAGUAAAGAGGGACUUUAUCGACUUGUUAUGGUACAGAAGUCACAAUUUUAGAGAAGAAGACUGGAAAUCGUUGGCAAGGAACAAGUUGAGAACAUUUGAAGAAGACUUACAUGCCGCCCAUGAGGCUGGAGUACACAGUUAUAGCGGACAAAGGUCGUGGAGCUUUCGAAACGGUGUUAUGUACUGCUUAACAUUAAUAACCACAAUUGGAUAUGGUCACAUUACACCCCAAACAACCACCGGAAGGGCAUUGACGAUAGUCUACGCGAUCAUUGGUAUCCCGUUGUUCCUUAUAGCACUCACAGAUUUUGGAAAACUUUUUACCAGAGGUAUCAAAUUCGUUUGGUCAUUCGUAAGAAGGAUUUACUACACAGGAAACUGUAGGAGGGCUAGAAAAACUGCUCAUAUGAAGGAAAUUUUCAAAGGGGCCCAGAUGAUGUACGAAAUAGCGACUCUCAGAAGACCGUCCGUGUUCGGUCCAGGAACCACCGAGGACCCAGAAAACCCGAAUCAAACGGCCAACACCGACACACCUACGACCCCAGCACUUUCUAACUUCGAAAUCGAUGACGAAUUCAAUCUUCCCAUUUCCGUUGCGAUUUUCAUAUUGGUCGUUUACAUUUUCCUGGGAGCGAUUAUCUACUGGGUUUGGGAAGAAUGGGACUUCUUCGCAGCGUUCUACUUCGUCUUCAUUUCGAUGUCUACCGUGGGCUUUGGUGAUUUUGUUCCCAGAAAUGACAUUUGCAUGAUAUUUUCGAUCGUCUAUCUCUGCUUUGGCCUCGCCCUCAUGUCCAUGUGCUUCAACGUGGUCCAAGUCAAGCUCAGCGACACUUUCAAAGAAGCAUCUUCGAAACUUGGAGCCACAAUAGGAAUCGAAGUGGUCGAUGAAGACGGAAGCAUUACCAUGGUGCCUCCUGCUACUGUUGAAAUGCCCGAAAUUCACGACACGAAAAUCAACGAAAACGGAAAUGCCAAAAACGCUAACGAAAACAAAGAAGAAUUACAAAACGGUGAUAUAACAGACUUACAAAAGAUUAAGAGAAACGUUAGCGGUUCUUUAAGUGAUCCCGAAGCGGCGGAAGUGGAAGACUUGACGAAGGAGAGUGCAAAAAAGAAAUGAUCGGUUUUUGUUUUGGUUUUCUGUAGUUACGUUUGUUCGCGAGUUUUAAGGCUGUUCGAAUUAACAAGCUACGAAAUAUAACAUCAAUAGUAUUUCUAAAGGACCUUCGUUUAGGUAGAGUUUAAAAUUUCUUGAUAAAUAUGCCCAAACAAAAGCAAAAGGAUAAGUGAAAACAUGGGGUAAUUGAUAACACAAAAGCUUAUAUAAAAAAGAAAUAUUAAGCAUAUUAUCAAAGCAUUUUAAUAAAAUUUAUUUUUGUUUUCUAUAAAAUACCUACAUAGGUACCUAAGUACCUAAGUUAACAAAGUUGUUGUUACAAAAAUAAAUUAUAAAUUUUUAAUCAAAAUUCUAAAUGACCAACUUUCAGAAUCAAAAUAGCAAGUGAUAAUGUUUAUGUAGGUACAAGUAUACAAGGGACCCAUGAAUGUUAUAUCCGUCCCCAUGCAAUUAACCACCGUUCUCAUUUACCCCACACUAAAUAAACUUUGCCUUAAAAUAUUAAAAACAACGUUACUACGUGUGCAAAAUGUAUAAUAUCGACAUUAAUAAAUAUGCUUGUGAUUGUAAAUCCGUAGAAAAUGUACUCUAAUUUUGUACUUUGGUCGUUAUAGCCUUUGAACAUUAUAUUUUUACAAUCCCGGUUAUCUCAUAAAUUUAUACGAUGUUAUUAAAAAUAUAUAGGU